This is a messenger RNA of Gekko japonicus, 5456 nucleotides long. RefSeq names its product FH2 domain containing 1 (gene FHDC1). The record is from RefSeq and is a predicted model, not a curated record. Gene Ontology annotation, molecular function: microtubule binding; actin binding. Lineage: Eukaryota; Metazoa; Chordata; Lepidosauria; Squamata; Gekkonidae. Gene Ontology annotation, biological process: actin filament polymerization. Gene Ontology annotation, cellular component: actin filament; cytoplasm. The transcript has 12 exons. The coding region runs from base 235 to 3537 and encodes 1100 amino acids.
AACCAACCAGCCGGUCCGGUAUCUGGGCGCUGGGGAUCACUGGAAGGAGCCGAGGGGCGCCGGAGCCCCCAUGCAGCGGACGGGAAGUUUUUAGAGAUGGCUGACUUUCUGAAUUUUCCUCACUGAUGGUUGAUUAAAAUUUGGAAGCACAGGAUGCAAAUAGCUGCUCUGAUGUUUUGAUGUUACGUGAGCAUCCAAGGAAGACAGCCUCUCUCCCCAGUGAGAGACUAUAAAAUGCAUGUUAUGAAUUGUGUCUCCUUGGUCAAUGAUAAAGAAAAUGGAGCUAUUUCAGUUGAAGCUGGAUUAAUGAUUGGAGAUACAACAGAGCCACAAGAACCACAGCCGCCUCCACCACCACCUCUACCUCCUCCACCAUGUCAGUCUACAGAAGCUGCUGGGGUACCGCCGCCGCCGCCUCCUCCUCCUCCAGUACUAAGCAGACCUCCAUUGCCACAGAUUGUAAAUGGGCAUGGCCACCAGAGCAAGAAGAAGCGGAUACGAAAUUUCUUCUGGAAAACUAUCCCUGAAGAACAAGUUCGGGGUAAAACUAAUAUCUGGACUAUUGGUGCAAAGCAGAGCUACCAAAUUGACACAAAGACAAUUGAGGAAUUCUUUGGGCAGCAUGAAGAAACAGCGCGUCUGGAUGCCAGGCGUAGAAGUUCAAGGAGAUCAUUUAGGGAUGCCAAACAAGAGAUUAAUAUUUUGGAUGCCAAAAGAAGUAUGAAUAUUGGAAUUUUCCUCAAGCAGUUCAAAAAGUCGAUUGGAUCCAUAAUUGAAGAUCUUAACUCAGGAAGAAGUGAUCUGUAUAGUUCUGAAACACUAUGUGAACUUCUUAAAUUAUUGCCAGAAACAGAAGAGGUAAAAAAAUUAAAAGACUUCAGUGGAGAUGUAUCACAAUUGUGUCAAGCGGAUUCUUUUAUGUACUUGCUAAUCCAGGUGCCAAACUACUCACUGCGAAUUGAAGCCAUGAUGUUGAAAAAAGAAUUCUCCCCAUCUUGUACUUCUCUGCAGAAAAACAUGACAAUUAUAAGGAGGGCUACUAAGGAGCUGAUGUCCUGUGAAGAGUUACAUUCCAUAUUGCAUUUGGUCCUUCAGGCUGGGAACAUUAUGAAUGCUGGAGGCUGUGCUGGCAAUGCGGUUGGUUUUAAACUGGCCUCAUUACUCAAGUUGGCAGAUACAAAAGCGAACAGGCCUGGGAUGAACCUGCUUCAUUUUGUUGCUUUGGAAGCCCAAAAGAAGGAUAAAGUUCUUCUAACCUUUUCAGAAAAAUUGCAGCAUGUUCAAGAGGCAGCCAGAAUACCUAUUGAUAAUCUAGAAGCAGAGCUCAAUUCACUCUCUUCAAAAAUAAAAUCUCUUAAGGAAAAUAUUCGAAAGGAUUCAGAGCUGUUCCGCCAGAUGGAAGGCUUCUUCCAGUUUGCUGUAAAAGAAGUGAAAGAGCUUGAGCAGUGGAAACGGGACCUGCUAAAGGAAGCAAAUGCCCUUAUGGACUUCUUGUGUGAAGAUAAACAAACAGUGAAAUUGGAGGAGUGCUUUCAGAUAUUUAGGGAUUUUUGUCUAAGGUUCAACAAAGCUGUUAAGGAAAACAAGGAAAGAGAGGCCCAUGAACUUCAGCAGCGGCAGCGUUUAAAGGAGCGGGGAGAUAAACGUCUGUCAUGGGUUGUUGGAGAGCUUGGGGCUUUUGGCAGGAGCAGCAGUGAAAGUGAUGUUGGUACACUGACUAGGAGAGGACUUGAAGAUUUUCUACCCUUCUUGCAGCAGAGACCCCAAAGUCCUUCCUACAGAAAUGCCAGCAUUAGGCGGUCCCGUCAUUCCUUGGGCAUCACUGCAGAACGAGAGCUGUUGGCUUUCCUAGAGGUCUCAAAGGAUGAGGAGCCAAACAAGUCAAACAGCCUCCCCCGUGCACAAGCAAGACCCAGUGUAGCUUGGACUGAAUCUGAAGAGUCUGAAGAGCAUCGUUUAACUAACUCACACUUACAUCGGGCAUCUGAAGAAGGCACGGACUGCAGUUUUUUCUGGUCAUCCCCACCUCAGCCUGGUCUCAUAGAAGAUGUAGAGGAGUUAGAUACUGCCAAUGAACAAGAGAGUGUGGACAGUGACAAGUACAGGUUCAAUGUGCCUUGUAUGGAAGCCACAGGUACAGCUCCGUGGGAUCUGUCUGUUGAGGAACAUGAACUUGUUACUGGGCUGCUUAAGUUUGACCUCCAUGGAGCAAAUACUACAGAGGACCCAUCCACAGUUCAUUUUGAGAUUGGUGGGACAGAUCUGAAGACUGGCAUUGCAGGUGAUACAGUAUCACCAUGCAGAACAUCUAGAGAGACUGUUUAUAAGGCUGAAGAUGAAGCUCCAGAACUUAGUAGUGAUAGUCCCAAUUCUACAGAUAGUAGUGUUUCAGGAAAUAAGGUGCAUGGGCCAUCCUUCUGCAUAUCAGAUACUACUGACUGUUCUUUGACACUUGAUCUGUCAGAAGGAAAUGGUGGAAAGCUCAGUGGCAACAAAAUGAAAAAAGAAGAUGGUGCCAUGGCCCUUUUUAUGAAUGACCUGCAAACUGGUGGCAGAUCUCUUUUAGGUGUCAACUCUUCAUUUCCAGUUGAUAAAGAAGACUCUACCAGCAAGCUUGGUCUUCCUAAGGAAAGACAUGUAAAGAGCAAAGACGCAUCAGGACCAAAGAGAAACUCCCUAAAAGAUAAAUCUCCAAAUUCCACAAAAUCCAGCAGCGGUCCUCCCAAUCACCCCAGACCAGUCAGAACUCUAAAUGCCUCUGAGAAUGCAAAUAUGAGAAAAGUUGUGCCUAUUUCCAGAUCAACUAAAGCACCAUCCCCUACUUGUACAAAAAAGCCUGAGGCAAAACCAGCACCUCGAGAAACCACUGUAACUGAAACACGGCCCUUGCGACGUAAUUCUGUUCGGGGUGUUGCAGAAACAGUGCCAAAACCUCUGUACAGGCAAAGCAUAUCUGUAGAGGAGCCAAAAUUCCAGCGAGGGACUUCAUAUUCAAGCAGUGGCCAUUUUGAGAGGGAGCAACUUCAGCACAAAGGCUCCUUUAAAAAGCCAAGCUCUAAGCCUGUCAGGUAUGUCCCCAAGCCGAAAAAUGAUGAAACGAAGAUAUGCCGCUCUUCGACCAAGCCCCAGCAGUCCCCUGUAGAUACUAACAAAAGCACAGCUGUCAUCGUUCCCAAGACACCAACUCCCAUUCCAAGUUUUGCCAGGAAUACAGUGGCCUCUUCCUCGAGAUGCGCAAAGGUGGAGUUGCCAGCCUCUUCUAGAGCUCCAACACUCACAAGGUCCCUGUCUCAGAGGCUGCCUAGGAUGAGAAUAGCAACAACAACUGAUGAGUUUAAUCCAAGGGAAAACAGUGGAAGCCCUCUGAAAAGAGCAAACAGUGCUAGAAUGAUUAAACGGAGCACCGACACUGUUGACCACCUAAGUGUUAAGAUGGAGUCUAUGUUAAGGGAACAAACAGACCUGGAGAAGUCAGCAUCCCUUAAAUUUAAAGAAGGGAGUCAGACUACAAUAGGAAAAUUGCUGAAUCACUUCUGAAAAUAUGGGGGGUUAUCAUUUAGCAAUACAGAAUGUGAAAACCAGUUUUUUCAACGCUGAAAUUUGUCUGUUGUGAAAUAUCCAAGAAGUUAUAUUUUAAUAGUAUCAACUGGUAAUUAAGGUACGUUGUGCAUCAGGAAUGACAAGCUCCUUAGCUGUCUGGUUUUGAUCCUGCUGUAUGUCUGAAUUGAAUGUAUUCAGAUUGACUGAUGGAAUAGCUGUAAACAAAGUUUCUUUGCUUUUGGGACAUAGUACCUCCACACUGAUUUUCCAUGCUAAAGAAAUGAUUUUGUCUACUGUGGGGUGGAGGGAAGCAGAACUGGAGAUGAUGUUCAGUUCUUAUGUAACCACUGUGUUUCUAAAUAUGCAGUUCUCAACAUCUUUUGGGGAAAAGAUGAAAAGCAGAUUGGGAUCACUUUAAAACCUUGGCUCCAAGAAUAUAUUGUGCCUGUUGCAGAGUCCAUUGCUGGCAAUUGGACACAUGGAAGCGCUGGCCUACAAUAAUGGUUAACUAGGACACUGCUGUUUGAGGGGAGGCGCUGCUGUAAUACCACCUUGAAUUCACAGCAUGUCUUAAAUUGUAUGUGUGUCUGUAACAGGAAAGGGGAAACUCUGCUGGGCAGAAUGUUGAUUCUCCAUGAGUGUGGAAGAACUGCCUUGCAUGUACAAGUAGAUUAGUCUGUGGAAUGACUGGUGCUGGAAUGAGUAGAGUUAGCUGAAGGCUAUGGUGUUCAGAAACCACAGGUAGCUGUUAGAGAAGAUGACUACAGGUGACCUGAUUUGUGUCAGUCACAUGCAAACUUGCCAGCUUUUGAUGUACAAAAGUGCCAUAUUUAUAGUACAUAUCUCAGAUGCUGCAGCUUUGGAAACCUGUAAGAGCUGCAACCUCAUGCAGAGCACUUUUCCUACUAACUCUUGUUUCCACUGGUUUUAGCUAAUACCAGAUGACUUGAAAUGCUGCUAUGGCUUUGGUUAGUAAGAGCCAUUGGUUUCCCUGCUGCCUCCCUUUUGUCAAUAUGACCAGUUGGCAUGAAACACACACAUUCCUUUUAUGCAUGAUGGAAGGCACUUUUUUUUUGUAAAAUAAGCUUAAUUUGCUUCAGAUAUGGAUUUUAACACUACCUUUUUAAACUUUACUUUUUGAUAAGCUUUUUUAAAAAAGUUAAAAAAAGAAACAACUUGCUGGGGAAAAUAUGACCCUAGUUCAGACUAGGAUUUUGAGAAGGAGGGAAAACCUGUCGUGAUGUGUUCUGCCUUCUUGUCCCUUUUCUAGGUACAUAUAUGUAGGUGCAGAAACUGGCUGUUACGUCAGCCUCUUUAUUUAAAUAUGUGCUAUCUUUUUCAUUUAUAAAAACCUCAUUUUAAAAAAUGCAAUGGAAAUAUUCUAACACCUUCUCUUAUCACUGCCACUUUCUUACUCACCCCAUGAAGAUUCAUCUGUCUCCAUUAAUUACGUGCACAGAUGUUUCUAUAAACCAAUAAUUGACACAAACGUCGGGUCAGCUAGUUUAGUAAUUAUACCAUUCAAUCUCAUUACAUUAUUUUUCAUAUAUAUAUGAAUGGUUUUCAGAAUCUCCUUUCUGGAAAAUAUGCAAAAAUGCCAUCAAAUGCACCACGGGCCUUCCAUACAAGCCACCACCCUGUUGCCAUGGUUGGCUUAAUUCUAAAUGUUACUGGAGGGAACCAUUGCUUUCUACCCUGUGAACUUCUCAGAUAAUUCUCCUUCAAAGGUUAAAUAUAAAAGCAUGUUCAUUUGACCCUAGCUGUAUCUUUUUUGUGUGCUCAUCUGUGAGAGCAGGUGAUGGAUUUUUAUUACCUUUUGAUGGUAGUGAGCUUGAAAAGAAAAUAAUUUAAUUGUUAUGUGUUUGGAAACUGUAAGUAAAAUCUCAGUAUGUGUAAAAAUGAGCUGGAUGUAUUUA